ACGCUGACGCAAGCAGCCAGCCAGUCUGAAUGGCGAUUGUAACAGACUCGCAGGGCAGUGCGAACGGAGCGCAGCCCGACCUUAUAUCGCCUUGAAAAACAUAGCUAUAUCAAAUGAAACGGACGAGAACAGUUACGCCCAUGUAAAAUGGAGGAUAGCUUUGAUUGCGACUGUGGUGAGCUUGAGCCACCCGAUUGUUGAGGGCCAGACUACUCUGUGAAGACUAAAAGGCAAGACACCAUUUUGGAUGAGCRGUAGUUUCAACAGGAAGAAGAUUGAGUAAAUACAAAAAAAACAAAAAAAAUAGAAUUUAAAAUUGUAGUGCUUUUUGGCGCAAUUUGAAUCAAUGCAGCUACACAGAAUGAGUCUAUCACUGAAUGUAUCUGUACUGUGAGGAUGCAASGAGAUGCUGUUGUAGUUUUUGAAUUGGCCUCUUGCGUUCAUUCCAUUAUCGCUGGCUGUUAAACAYUAAACGCCUAAAAACGGUUUAAUAACCGGAGAAGCGCCAACAAMAAAAAAAMGAUUUUGAAAAAGUAAUUCAUAUURGGCCUGAAAAASKUGCACCAUUUGUCAAACAAACAUGACUUUCUACUCUGGUUGUGAGUCAGAGAGCCGUGUGAUUCUGUGAGGGUUAGACAGGGGGAAACAGUAGUCUUCUGUAAGGGUUAUAUCACCCACAUUUAUAUUUUCACAAUAUUACACACCAGUUAAGACCUCCUUUAGCUUAUUACCAGUCAGUUUGUCCAUUUUGUAUUGAACAACCCCAAAGUCAAUAGAAACUUAGUCAAAACACCAAAUCCAAGAUGGCGGAGAAGUUUGAGUCUCUGAUGAACAUCCAYGGGUUUGACCUGGGCCCACGUUACAUGGACCUGAAGCCUCUGGGCUACGGMGGSAACGGCCUGGUGUUCUCAGCCGUUGACACGGACUGCGACAAACGCGUGGCGGUGAAGAAGAUCAUCCUGACGGAUCCUCAGAGCGUCAAACACGCCCUGAGAGAGAUCAAGAUCAUCAGGAGGCUGGACCACGACAACACCGUCAAGGUAUUUGAGACGCUAGGGCCCAGCGGUCGUCACCUAACAGAUAAUAUUCUCUACUUCCCUCUCCCAGUGAACUCUGUGUACAUCGUCCAGGAGUACAUGGAGACAGACCUGUGUCAGCUCCUGGAGAGGGGUCUUCUCUCUGAGGACCACGCCAGACUCUUCAUGUACCAGCUGCUGAGAGGCCUCAAGUACAUCCACUCUGCCAACGUACUGCACAGAGACCUGAAGCCUGCCAACUUGUUCGUCAACACAGAGGACCUGGUGCUGAAGAUAGGAGACUUUGGGCUGGCUCGGAUCAUGGAUCCUCACUACUCACACAAGGGUCAUCUUUCUUGAGUGGUGACUAAAUGGUACCCGGUCUCCUCGCCUGCUGUCUCCCCUAACAACUACACCAGGCCAUUGACAUGUGGGGCUGCCGGAUGCAUCUUCGCCGAGAUGCUCACCGGGAAAACGCUCUUCGCAGGAGCACAUUGAGCUUGGAGCAGAUUGCAGCUCAUCCUGGAGUCCAUCCCUGUGCUGAGAGAAGAGGAGGCAGAGUUACACAGUGUUAUCCCCCUUCAUACACGGUGACAUGUCCCACCACACAACCCACUGGCCAAGCUACUGCCUGACGUCAGCCCACAGGCCUGGCAUUUCCUGCAAAAGAUCCUGACCUUUAACCCCAUGGACCGUCUGACAGCGAAGGAAGCCCUAGCCCACCCCUACAUGUCUGACUACUCCUUCCCCCUGGACGAACCCGUCUCCCUGCACCCCUUCCACAUAGAGGAUGAGGUGGAUGAUAUCUUACUGAUGGACAGGGUCACAAGCCACACCUGGGACAGGUACGCGGAGACAUACUCCAGCUUUUCUGAAGGGGACUGGCACCUCCACACCCACAGCACUCUGGACACUGACGAGACAGGUGGACCUCGGGCUCUGUCUGACCAAACUGACGAGAGAGGAGUCCAGGUGGACCCUCGUAAGUAUGCAGACGGAGACCGGGAGUUCCUGGACGAUCCUUCCUACGGCUACUCCUCCCUCUUCACUCCCGAACGCUCGUGGCCCGACCCCGAUGACGAACACUUGGACCUUCACCACGAGAACAAGUACUGUGACCUGGAGUGUUCCCACACCUGUAACUACAAGGUGGCGUCUCCAUCCUACCUGGAUAAUCUGAUCUGGAGGGACAGCGAGGUCAACCACUACUACGAGCCCAAACUCAUUAUAGAUCUGUCCAACUGGAAGGAGCAGCAGAGUAGAGAGAAACAGGCCCAGGCUGCAGGCAGAGACAAGGAGCACAAGGCCCAGAAGAGCAAGUGUGAGAAGAACGGCCUGGUGAAGGCUCAAAUGGUUCUACAGGUAGAGAAGGGCCCCGUGGAGAAGGACUCCCAGCAAGAGAAGAACCAGACCCAGACUACUCAACAGAAUCAAGGCUUUGACUUUGACUCCUUCAUCGCCGGCACCAUCAAACUGAGCCUGCGAACUGAGCCCAGCGACGUUGGACUCCUGGGGGACGUGGGACUCCUGAGCGAGGUGGAAGUGGGCCUCCUGAGCGAGGUGGGCCUCCUGAGCGAGGUGGGCCUCCUGAGCGAGGUGGGCCUCCUGAGCGAGGUGMGCCUCCUGAACGAGCUCAACUCGUCUGUGUCCCAGCUGGAGGCUCCGCGGUCAGGCUCCAUGUCCAAAACCAUCAGCCAGGAGAAGGAGGAGAAGUGUCUGGUCAACUUUGCUCAGGUCAGCAUCACCGUGGGGACCGCUGGGUCUGGGGCGCGUCCCGCACACCCCUGGGAGAGCUUCGGAGGGGGGGAGAGGGUGGAGGAGCGGAGAGGUGGGUGUCUGAUGGACGGGGCGGGGCGCUGGGACYUUGGGAAAGAGGAGCAGCUCCAGAAGGACAGCUCCUACACCAGCUACCUGGACAGACUGUUCAGCAGGAAGGACGAGGGCAGCGGGGAGAGUGCUGCUGGCGCCGACACCCCAGAACCCGAGCCCUCGGAUGUGGGAGGGGAGAGGGAACGGGACGAGGGGGGCUUCCUGGCGCGGAGCGGAGAAAUCAUGUUUAACAUGCAGCUGGACUCUCUGGCGCUGCCGGGGUUCGAUGCUACGACUGACGUGCCGCUCAAAUCCAUCCAGGCCUCCCUCGCUCCCUCCACGGUCAAAUCCAUCCAGGCCUCCCUCGCUCCCUCCACGGUCAAGUCCAUCCAGGCCUCCCUCGCUCCCUCCACGGUCAAGUGCUCUCCUCAGAUCGCCCACACAACCUACAGCAGCUUCUUCAAGCAUCUGAAUUAGAAACAUAAACGAUACCAUGCUCCUCACAGUGCAAGAUCUCUAGGCUGGUUUCUGUUCUGUUGUCCUUGUAUUUUAUUUCAUUAUGAUAGUAAUGUUAUUUUACUUGAAUCAUUUCAUACCUUAUCGUAUGGCUCCUUUUUAAAAUAUACACUUUUAUUUUGUAUUCUUUUUUUUAGUUGUAGGAGUUAAAGGUAAAAUAGACUGGGUUGAAAGUUGCUAACAGAUCAAACGUCAGAGUUAUUACCUCUGGGUUCACUGGGCCUAUCUGAGUUGACUUCCCAAUUAUCCACAAACUGGCAGCAUUUACACUGCACACUGAGUACUGUAGACUAACGGAGAGGAGGAAUGGGGAAGAGAGGUGGACAAUUGGAUAGGAGAUAUCGAGGGAUAUGAGAAGUGGUGCUAUGCUAGCAGAACUGUUCAUCCUGCAGCCUUCCCCUGACCUCAUCACUGAUCUGACACCUGGCUGAAUAAGUGAAAGGAAAGUUUGCACCCUAUUACUUAAACCAAUCUGACCGUUUCAGAUCAGUGAUGUGGUCAACACAGGAAGAGAUGUAUAGAAAUCACAGCUUUGUAUCUGUGUCAUUCUGGUGUCUGUGACAGCAUGGCCAGGGCCAUUCUGGUGUCUGUGACAGCAUGGCCAGGUGCCAUUCUGGGUC
Salvelinus sp. IW2-2015 is the source of this 3961-nucleotide messenger RNA. It is a transcript of the gene mapk6, whose product is annotated as mitogen-activated protein kinase 6. The record is from RefSeq and is a predicted model, not a curated record. Gene Ontology annotation, molecular function: ATP binding; MAP kinase activity. Gene Ontology annotation, cellular component: nucleus; cytoplasm. Gene Ontology annotation, biological process: protein phosphorylation; intracellular signal transduction. NCBI's taxonomy places the organism in Eukaryota, Metazoa, Chordata, Actinopteri, Salmoniformes, Salmonidae.